CUAUAAUCUUUUGAACAAUGUUACCAUAGAAACCAUAAGAGCAUCUGCCAAAAGUAAAUAUUUGGACAAAGAUAAAUCUGCGGAGGUCCCUCAAAGAGACUGAAAGGAAAUGGAGAAACUCCAACUGGAAGAGAAGUCUGGUGCUAGCAACACUGUGACAUCACUGGAAGAGAACCAAAUCUGCACGACCCCAGGUGAAGCUGCGGAUGAUCCCAGCAAUGGACAGCAGGUUCAGCUCACCCAGAGCCUGCAGAAGAAACAUCGUUGUGACAAAUGUCUGAAACAUUUCAGCCGGAAGGGGAAUCUGAAAAUUCAUCAACUCAUUCACACUGGUGAAAAGCCUUACAGCUGCAGUCAUUGUGAGAAGAGAUUCAAAGAUUCCUCUAGUCUAAAGAUUCAUCAGCGAAGUCACACUGGUGAAAAGCCUUAUAGUUGUGAUCAGUGUGAGAAGAGAUUCAAAGAUUCCUCUGGGCUAAAGAUUCAUCAGCGAAGUCACACAGGUGAAAAGCCUUAUAGUUGUGAUCAGUGUGAGAAUAGAUUCAAACAUUCCUCUGGGCUAAAGAUUCAUCAGCGAAGUCACACAGGUGAAAAGCCUUAUAGUUGUGAUCAGUGUGAGAAUAGAUUCAAACAUUCCUCUAGUCUAAAGAUUCAUCAGCGAAGUCACACUGGUGAAAAGCCUUAUAGUUGCGAUCAGUGUGACAAGAGAUUCAAAGGUUCCUCUGGGCUAAUGUAUCAUCAGCGAAGUCACACUGGACAAAAAGCCUCAUCCACAUAAAAAAGAAGGAACAUCUGCAACUGUGAGGGAAUUUAUUUCUCUCCUCCUCUCUUCUAUCUCUACGCCGGUAACAGUCGAUGCUGUCUGUAGCAUUUAUAUCAAUAAUAAUAACAAGCAUGCAAAAAAA
Messenger RNA from Poecilia latipinna (sailfin molly), 902 nucleotides. Its product is annotated as gastrula zinc finger protein XlCGF71.1-like. Gene Ontology annotation, molecular function: DNA-binding transcription factor activity, RNA polymerase II-specific; RNA polymerase II cis-regulatory region sequence-specific DNA binding. Lineage: Eukaryota; Metazoa; Chordata; Actinopteri; Cyprinodontiformes; Poeciliidae. Bases 110 to 775 code for a protein of 221 amino acids. The record is from RefSeq and is a predicted model, not a curated record. Gene Ontology annotation, biological process: regulation of transcription by RNA polymerase II. The transcript has 3 exons.